Messenger RNA from Chiloscyllium plagiosum (whitespotted bambooshark), 1062 nucleotides. NCBI's taxonomy places the organism in Eukaryota, Metazoa, Chordata, Chondrichthyes, Orectolobiformes, Hemiscylliidae. The record is from RefSeq and is a predicted model, not a curated record.
AUGUUCUUCCAAGGACUGAACUCGGCAUUCCAGAGCCUGGACCUGACCCACAGAGAAUUCAGCAGCGGUCUUGGAGGCCACGGCUUGUUGCUCCUCCUCUCCGACACGCUGUCUGAGUUUCUUGAUCUCUCAGCCAUGCUUCUGCAGCAUGACAGAGUUCGACUCCCAUCUGGACCGGGUCUCCUCGAUGGUUGCAUCAAUCUUCUCUCAGAGCAUAACGAACUCCGCGAUCAGGCUCGCCUCUGCAGACAUCAGCACAAACCCAUCUCCACCCUGUUCGGGAGCCUAGCCUUGUCCGACCUCCUGUUAAGCUCAUCUUCCUUUUGGAUCGCGCUGCUGUUCAUCCAGGAGCCGCAGGAGACGGUUUUCGGCUCGAAGGAGUUGCUAUAUGCCUACACAAUCCUUGGCAUCUCCAUCCUGUCUACCGUCUACAAUCUGAUGGCCAUCGGCGUUGAGCGUUACCUAACAGUGGCGGACUGUCUGAGAGCCAGGUGUACCAUCUGCCAUUGGCAAACCGGGCUGGCAGCUACAGGCAGUUGGCUGGUGGCUGGCCUGUUUGGUGGACUGCCUCUGAUGGGUUGGAAUUGUUUGGACAGAGACGAAGCCUCGUCUGCUCUCUACCGGCCGCUCUGCAUCGAUUAUUUGGUUUUUGUCACCAUCCCCAACUGCGUACUCACUUUCACGUGUUUACUGGUCACCUACGUUGCCAUCAUUGUCAUUUUAAAGAAACAGAAAUGCAUCAUUGCAGCCCAAGGACACGUUAGUCCCAGGUACAGAGUGGCUGAAGCCCGUGUAGCAAGGACGAGUGUGAUCAUAUGGAUUAUGACCGUGGUCUCCUACUGCCCAUUCUUUUCUGGUGUGCUCUGGGAUGCUCUCGAUCAUUCCUCCCUCUCGGAGCUUCAAAUCCACGUUUACAUUUUCAGAAACCUCACCGCAAUCAUGAUAACGCUGAACUCUUUAGUUAAUCCCAUCGUCUAUACUCACAGAUUGGAAAAAAGCGGCGUUUCCUUCAGAUGUCCGGUUAAUAACAACAUCCACUUACAGACAGUAAGGGAUUCAUGA